AUGAGCAAUCCGCUCACAGACCCGGAGACCGAUGCUGACCGCAUCCGCAUGAAGCGGCUCGCGAAGCUACAGCAGCAACAAGCCCAAGCAUCAUCCAGCAGCACUGCAACCCCAUCAACGCCCCCUCCUGCCGCUGCUUCCACGCCAAAACCGAAACCGAAGCCAACGCCUGCACCCGCACUCCCGCCACCGAAGCGCGCAGCCGAGCCAUCUCCGGCACCCGCACCUCCCAAGAAGAAGGCAUCUGCACCACCACCCAGGUUCAACGCGGAGGAGUGGGAGAAUGAUACUAUCACCGACGUCUUUAGGGUAACUCUUGAUCCGGGUGUGGCAUUGACUCGCGAAUAUGAAGUCGUGUGGCUUAAGUCAUACAUGGAGGAUGAAGCCGAGUCUCUGAACGGUGAUUUACGUCUGAAUGCUGAACGCUUAGAGCCUGUCGUCAUUGCGAGAUUAGACCUCAACCCAAACCCUGCUCUCCACGAUGGAGAGUUUCAACCUUUCUUGUCACGCGUGCCCCGCGAUCUUACUGUAUUCGAGUACCUUGUUAGCUGUUGGAAGCGCCUAAACGCCGCCAAGUCGGCUCUUCUGAAGCGGGGAUACCUACCUGCAGAGGUCCAACAAGCGCUACCAAUCCUCGACCGGAUGCGCCAUCUCAUCGUUAGCUACGUCGGCAUCAACUUCAUGAGCCCAGACGCUUUCCCAUGUCCACCGAACAAAAUCGCCGGCGCUAGUGAACUCGUGGAGUCUCUUCUCUCCUUGGGUGCUUUCUCCAACCCGCUGUUCGGUGGCUCCGGUACAUCCGAAUACAAGCUCGAUGACACGGAGAUCAGCACCUUCCUAGCUGACGUCGUCCGCCGCUUUGCGCCCGACGGCGAACUGCCGGACGUACUCUCAGACGUGAUCCGCAACUUGCUAUGGCACCCGUCUCUAGCGAAGCCUGAAGGUCUUGCUGCAAGCGACUCACAGUGGCGCGGUGUCAUCGGUGCUUUGGAGGCGCUGGCAGCGCACAAGGAAAUUGCGCGUAUGAUCACCAGCAUGGAGGAGUGGAACCCGCCGAACGCGACCGCGGCUGACUUCGAGACGACCAGUCUAUUGGGUCCGCUGUUCCGCUUGAACGUCUUCCCGCUUGAAUGGCCCUCGAUUACAAAGACUUAUUUUGCCAACUUGGACACGAGACCAGCGAUGGACGUUGAGUCGGCGAGGAAUACGCUUCGUGGCGCCUUACGGGACCUCCACGGGAAGCUCUUCAAGGUCUUGAACGUCUUCGUACGCGCAGAUGCCCAAUGCCGUGAGGCUGUACUAGGGUACAUCUCUCGUGCCGUCAAUCUCAACAUCAAGCGCUCUGGCUCACACGUUGACCCGAAUACAGUCGCCACAGAUAGCUUCAUGGUUAACCUCUACGCCGUUCUCCUGCAGUUUGCGGAGCCGUUCAUGGACGCAACAUACUCGAAGCUGGAUCGCAUUGACAGGCACUACUAUGCACACUCCUCCCGUGUUGAUCUCAAAGACGAGACACGCAUCAAUGCUACGAGCGACGAAGCCAACGUGUGGGCCGAGGAAAACAAGCUUGCACCUGGCGCGGCGCCACCUAACUUCAUCUCUGACAUCUUCUACUUAACGCUCGCAGUCAUGCACUAUGGGUUAUGCAAGACGAUGGACAAUUUUGAGGAGCAAACGAAGCAUCUCGAUGAGCUCAAGAGGCAUCUGAAGACUAUCGAGGGCGACCGCUCUUGGGAGGGUACGCCAUUUGCUGCUCGGGUCGAAGCCAGCAUCAAGACCGUCAAAGCCCAGAUGGAGACGCUGAAGGCGAACCAACACGCGUACAUGACCCAGCUCAUGGACCAGGAGUUGCUAUUCAAGAGCAAUACCUUCACCUCGUUCGCCGUCACGUGGUUGAUCCGCUUCAACGACCCCGCACAGAAGCACCCAAAGCCAACUGUCGAGCUCCCUUUGCCCAAGGAGGUCUCACGGGACUUCAGGAUACUGCCCGAAUACAUCCUUGACAAUGUGAUCGAGUACUAUGUCUUCUUGACACGGUCAGAUCCUCGAAGCCUGAACGUCGCAGGCAAAGAAGAGCUGCUUGUCUUCCUGAUGACCUUCCUCACGUCAACCUGGUACAUCAAGAACCCCUACUUGAAGAACAAGAUCAUCGACGUCUUGUUCUAUUCGAGCGUCUCGUACUAUCAGGGUCAGGAUAGUUUACUGGGCAACUUGCUCAAUGGGCAUCCUGUCGCACUCAAGAACCUUAUCCCGGCACUUACGACGAACUACAUUGAGGUCGAGCAUACCGGCGCAAGCUCGCAAUUCUACGACAAGUUCCACGCCCGUCGUGAGAUUGCCAAUGUUCUCAACGUCGUUUGGAACAACCCAGCGCACAGACAAGCUCUGAGCAACGAAGCACAAAACACGAGCAAGUUCGUGCGCUUCGUCAACUUGAUGAUCAAUGAUGUGACGUACCUCUUGGACGAGGCUUUGUCCGACAUGUCGCGCAUCCGCGUCAUUGAGCUUGAGAUGGAGGAUAAGGAAGCUUGGAACGCCAAGACGCCCGAGCAGAGACGUGAGACGGAGAAGAACCUUCGCGAUCUCGAGCGCAAAGCCACAGGCUACAACCAGCUGGGCGAUAGCACAGUGAACCUCCUGAAGAUCUUCACAGCUGAAACGAAGCGCCCAUUCAUGGAGCCUGAGAUCGUCGACCGGCUCGCGGCUAUGCUGGACUACAAUCUUGAAGCGCUCGCCGGCACACGCACGUCCGAGAUCAACGUCAAGGACAAGGAGAAGUACCACUUCCGUCCGAAGCAGCUCUUGUCGGCUGUUGUGCAGGUAUACUUGAACCUCGCGGACCAGGGCGAGUUCGUGCACGCCGUUGCGAACGAUGGACGCAGCUAUCGCAAGGAACUUUUCGAGAAGACGGCGAACAUUUGCAAGAGGGCAUCGCUGAAGAGCCCAACGGAGAUCGAGCAGUUGUUGUUGUUUGUCUAUAAGGUCGAGGAGGCGAAGGCGUCGAUUCAGGCGGAGGAAGACCUGGGAGAAAUUCCGGAUGAAUUCCAAGACCCACUGAUGGCUACAGUCAUGCGCGACCCUGUUAUCCUCCCAUCUUCGCGCGCUGUUCUCGAUCGGUCCACGAUUAAGUCCAUCUUGCUCUCCGACGCGAAGGACCCAUUCAACCGUCAACCGCUGUCUAUCGAUGAUGUUAUUCCCGACGUCGAACUCAAGGCCAAGAUCGACGCAUUUUUGGCCGCACGUCGUAACAAGGACACUGCGUUGGACAAGGCACCAGAGGACGUUGUAAUGAUGGACGCUGCUCAACCCGUUCUUGAGGGUGAGCGCAUGGACAUGACCUAG
This is a messenger RNA of Peniophora sp. CBMAI 1063, 3342 nucleotides long. The record is from the annotation of a GenBank genome assembly. Lineage: Eukaryota; Fungi; Basidiomycota; Agaricomycetes; Russulales; Peniophoraceae.